Molecule: messenger RNA, 1512 nt
Organism: Formica exsecta
Lineage: Eukaryota; Metazoa; Arthropoda; Insecta; Hymenoptera; Formicidae
Product: zinc finger protein 846-like
Exons: 3
Coding region: 324-1364 (346 amino acids)
Biological process (GO): regulation of transcription by RNA polymerase II
Cellular component (GO): nucleus
Molecular function (GO): DNA-binding transcription factor activity; zinc ion binding; RNA polymerase II cis-regulatory region sequence-specific DNA binding
Source: RefSeq, a predicted model, not a curated record
UAGAUAUACUAUGUCUAUGGUUCAUUUUCUAAUCUUCAAAUUGACAACAUGUCACAUAGCAUUCAGUCUUUUCUCUGAUAACAUUAUAUCUUCUUUAACGAAGCACAAUAGUUUUAAAUGUUUUAUUCUUUCAUAUAAUCCCUUUACAUUUGGCGAAUGACAAUUUUUUCGUCAGAGUUUUUUCAGCGAACUUAAUUUAACCUAAACCUAAACAAAAGAUUGACAAUUGAUGGAGGACUAAAGAUGGUCAUAUAGUUAUAUCAAUAUUCGAGAAACCAGAAAUAUCUCUCCUGUAUUUGCAAGGAACUUAUGAGAAAGACGGUAUGCAAAAAGUAUGCAGAUUAUGUCUUCAACCGGAGCAACGCGACGUGACACCUUUGUUUGACAACGUCAAUGACGACGAAUGUCAACGAUUGAGAUUACAGAUCGCGGAUUUGUGUUCCAUCGUCAUAUUGCAAGAUGAGAAUUUACCUAAGUUCAUAUGCUGUAAAUGCAAUGUCAGAUUACGGGACGCUCACGAAUUUGUAAAUCUUUGUAAAAAGUCCAACGACAAACUGCAUGAAUAUUAUGAAAAGAAUAAACAUUGUCAGAUCAGGGAAGUAAUAAAGGAAAAAGAACAAAAGUCAAAAGGAAGAAAACGUAAAUACGCCGGCAAGUCUUUAAGAUAUACAAAAAAAUCUUUAAGGGCAUAUUCAGAAAUUGCUCUAAGCUCAGAAACGUAUAACACUGCGUUAUCCCAGAGUACACUUAAUGUAGAAAUAAACUCAGAGGCUGAUGAUAAUGAUGGGAGCAAUCUUGGUUUUAAGAUCCGAAAAACGUCUUUAAACGGACCUAUUACGCUUGAUAAAAAUGUUCACUGCAAUGAACUGUCAAAUGACAACGAAAAGCAGUAUCUCUGUGACAUCUGCAAUAAAAAUUUCAUUUCGAUGACCGGAUUACGGUUGCAUCUUAAAUCGCAUUACGGCAUCAAACCGUACACUUGUCAAUACUGCGACAAGAGCUUUGCUAUUCCGAGUUACAAGAAGAGACACGAGAAGAUCCAUACAGGUGAUAAGCACUUUGUCUGUCAUAUCUGCAGCAAUGCUUUCGCGUCCCCGAACGGGCUGAAAUAUCAUUUAAAAACUCACACGGGGGAAGCAAACUAUCAUUGCGACACUUGCGGCAAGUCCUUCAUCCGGUACAAGUACUUGAAAGACCAUAUCUUUACGCACACUGGAGAAAAGCCAUAUGUCUGCAAAAUGUGCGAUUCCGCUUACGGCAAUUCCGGCAGCCUGUUUGUGCACGAGAAGAAAUGCAAAUCGCGGCGAUCGAUUCCAAGCAGAUGCCUCGAAAACGGUUGCACUGACAAUAAUGAUUUGAUGUAACUCGUGCAUUAAAAUUUCGUAUACAUAUAUCUUUUAAUUAAUAAUCUAAUGUCCUGUUGAUAUGGUUCUUUAUGUAGUUUUGUAAGCAAUAUAAGAAAAAACUGAGAAAGAUAUAAUCUGAGAAUAUCAUAAAGUUCAUUCCAAAUUA